AAAAAUGGUGACUCUGUCAAUGAUAGCCGGUAAAGUCUCUAAAGUGUCACAGAGAGAUCUCCUCUGCUGCUUUCUGAAAAGGAGACAAGGGGGCGGGGGUGAAGCUGUGCAAGAGAGGGAGAGAGAGAGAGGGAGAGGGAGGAGGAGGAGAAAGAGGGGUUGGCUUUACUGUGAUGUGAAUGGAAUAGAAUCAGCGCGAGAGAGAAAGAAGGAGGAGGACGGCACAAAUCAACCUGCCUCUUGACUUCAGCAGCAGAAUAAGAGCGCCAGAGGAGAUCAGGAAGUGUUGGAGGCUUUUUUUUGUUUUUUUGUUUUUUGUUUUAAUUUUAUUUUAUUUUGGGAGAGAGGAAGAGGACACCAGCCGGGAGGAACUGCAGGAGGAGAAGGACCCUCGGCGUGGAGAUAGAUAGCAGAAAAAUGCUGUCAUGGGGAGAGAAGGGGAGGGAGUCGUCAGAGAGAAACAGGAUGAAACAAGGCAGGGUCGCGCUCAACUGAAACGUGGAGGUGGCUCCUGGAUGAAGGCUGCAGGCACUGAGGAGAGCAGACCAACAGAUAUGGAAAACAGGUUGAUGCAGACAGGACCUCUCCUCCACCACAGAGGGCAGAGAGUCGAGCACCAGGGAUGAUCCGAACCUCCUCUCUUCUCUGGAACCGGAUUCAAAUGCACAUCUGGACGGACCACGGCUUCCAGCGUUCUCACCCAUGACAGUUUCCACGUUUCACGCCAGCACCACAGGGAAAAGUUGACAGCAGAAGGUUCUGAAGGCAACAUCGCUGGACUGGAUUCAUUUUCUCAGGCACUAUGCAGUCAGACGACCUCUUCAUCCGCAAGUUCCGCCGGCACAAUGUCAGGCCUCCCAUCGUCAACUUUGACCCCAAGCGGGAGGCGGGCGUGGUGGAGUGGCCUCCCAGGAGGGACGGCGACGGAGCCGAAGCUGACAGCCUCACUCCAAGCCGUGCAGGGCUGAACCUUCGGUCGGUGGGGCGGGGCCACAUCAUGCAGAGGAGCAACAGCGAUGUGACCUUAGGAGAUCUGGACUCCUCGGGGAAGACGGGGACAAAGGUGGUCCGGACGGUUGGCGAGAGGGCGGGGGCAGGGGCGCAGGGGGACUCAGGUGUGCUGUUGCACAGAGAAUACGGCAGCUUGUCAUCGUUGGAGAGACAGAGCCAAGCCCAGGAGCCCAGUGCAGAUGACCAGGGGCCGCUGAGUCCCAACGCCCUCCGCUUCAAAGACCCCUUCCUGCUUUUAGGGCUGGGGGGCAACCCUCCAGAGCCUGAUGGAUUCUUUCGAGGUCUCUCCACUUCCACAGGGGACUCCCAAAAACCUGCAAAGCCACCAAAACCUGAAGGCCUCAGUAAGAAGUCCAAACCCACCCCCCCUCAGAUUCCCCAACCCAGUCCGUAUGACAACCUCGGAGGAGGAACGUGGGUCAAGAGCUUUGCGCACUAUGACGUCCAGAGCAUCCUGUUUGACCUCAACGAGGUGGCCACCAACAGGGACAGCAUCGGACGCAAAAAGAACAUCACCUCAGGGGCUUCGGCUGCAUCCCAGCUGCGCCCCCUCAACCAGGCCACCCCUUCCUCGCCAGCACAGGGCGGGGGAGGUGGUGGGGGGAACGCAGACGACCCCGAACAGUCGAUGCUGCUGGAUGAAGGAGAUGGCAACGAUAACGAGCUCCUCCUCAGCUGCCCUCAUUUCCGCAAUGAGACGGGCGGAGAGGAGCAGGUGGGGCUGUGCCGAGCUCCUGGAAGGAGGGGGCUCUGGUCCAGCCUGCGGACCCCCAACGAUGCGGUUUCUGUCCUGGAGGAGCCCAGAGAGAGUCACGUCCAGCUGCAGGGGAAGAGCAACUACUUCAUCGAGCAUGCUGACCUGGGGGCCCAUUACUAUCGCAAAUAUUUCUAUAUGAAAGAGCACCAGAACUUUUUCGGCAUUGACGACCGCCUCGGUCCAGUCGCCAUCAGCUUCAGGCGAGAGGAGAAGGAAGGAUCCAGUGGAGCUCAGUACAACUACAGGAUCAUCUUUCGCACCACAGAGAUGAAGACGCUGCGAGGUUCCAUCCUGGAGGAGUCGGUCCCCUCUGCUGCCCGUCACACCACCCCGAGAGGCCUGUCUCCUAAACGGCUGCUGGAGUUCAUCCUGCCUGAACUCAACCUGCACUGCCUUCGUCUGGCCUCAAACUCCCCUAAAGUACGGGACACGCUGCUCAAGCUGGACGAGCAGGGGCUGAAUUUUCAGAGAAAGGUAGGUGUGAUGUACUGCCGGGCGGGGCAGAGCUCAGAGGAGGACAUGUACAACAACGAGAGCUCUGGACCAGCAUUCGAGGAGUUCCUGGAUUUACUUGGAGAUCGAGUGCGCCUGAAGGGCUGGGAGAAAUAUAGAGCUCAGCUGGAUAACAAGACGGACUCCACAGGAAAACAUUCCCUCUACACACGCUACCAAGACUACGAAAUUAUGUUUCACGUCUCGACUAUGCUCCCUUACACCGCCAACAACACACAGCAGCUGCUUCGGAAACGACAUAUUGGAAAUGACAUCGUGACCAUCGUGUUCCAGGAGCCCGGCGCUCUGCCCUUCACCCCCAAGUCCAUCCGCUCCCAUUUCCAGCACGUCUUCAUCAUCGUUCAGGUCCACCAGCCCUGUGCUGAUGUAACCUACUACAGUGUGGCCGUGACGCGCUCCAAAGACAUCCCGUUAUUUGGACCUCUGUUCCCUAAGGGGGCUCGCUUCCCUCGCUCGCCCGCCUUCAGAGACUUCCUCCUAGCAAAAGUAGUAAAUGCCGAAAAUGCUGCAGAAAAGGCAGAGAAGUUCCGCUCCAUGGCCACGCGCACACGGCAGGAGUACCUGAAGGACCUGGCGGAGAACUACGUGACCACCACGCCCAUCGACUCCUCCACCAAGUUCCCCCUGCUCUCUCUGGGCAGCAAGCGCAAAGACAAGCUGAAAAGUGCCAAAGGAGCGGAGCUGCACAGUGCCGGGGCGCUGGUAUGGGGGGUGAUGGUCAACAGCAGAGGGGAUGGGGAGGGCGGGGAGCACAAGCUGCCCUGUCUGCUGGGGGUGUCGGUGGAGUACGUGGUGCUCAUUGAGAGGAGCUCCCGUCGGGUGAUGUUUAACUGCUCCUGCCGCGACGUCAUUGGCUGGAAGGUGGUGGCAGAGGUCAAAGAGGGGGGGCCCUGCCUGGAUAUCUUCUAUGAGCGUGGGGAGUCCGUGUCUAUAAGUAUGCUGGAGAGUCAGGUGGAGGACUUAAAGGAGGUGGUGCAAAGGCUUGAGAUGGUAACGCGGGGCUGUGUGGCCCUGGAGGUCACGCCGCUGCGGGACGGAGUGGGCCAGCCCGGCUUCCUGAUGAACGAAGAGGGCUUCGUGACAGAGCUGCAGAGGUUCUGCUACGCUGAGAGUGGAGGCCUGCAGCUCUGGGCCCGCGUGGUGCGGCUCUGCGGACACUCGCUGGUCCACUUGAGUCUGGAGGAGAGGAGCAGGCUGCUCCGGACCGCACACAAAAUCCACAUCACCGUCAUCCCGCCGGACGAGAACGGAAAGCCUCGCAGGAGUUUCUCUGAGCUCUACCAGAAGGCCAUCAAGGACGCUGAGUGCAAACCAGGCGAGGACCGGUCAGGACAGGCCUGGGUGCUGGACGACAGAGAGGACCAGGAGAAGGACGAGCAGCAGCAGGAGAACGACGACGAGCUGAAGACGAGCGAGGAGGAGACGAUAGACACGCAGCCACAGGAGGAGGAGGAAAGGCCAGAAGAGGAGUCGUCUCAGGAGGGCCAAAGUGAGGGAGGUCAAGGGUCGCUCCUCACGCCACCCAGACUCCCAUUGUUGAGGGUCACUUCCCUGCAGGAACCACCAGCCAAUCAGAGCCAGGAGGGCAUCAGCCCACUGCUCCCCCGCAGCCUCUCUUUGGAGAGACAGCUGGACUACACGGAUGAAUGUGACGGACAUGUAUAUGACAAUGUUGCACUGAAGGAUCGGCACAUCUACGAGAACGUCAGGGAGCUGAGGGACGACACGCCUGAUCUGAUCCUGGCUGUCAAACCCAAAGUUCCCCUGGAGGAGGAGCAGUUCAUGGGAACCGAGUUCGGUGAUGACAAAGCGUCGGCGAGUGACCCUUCCCUCUGCACGUCCCGGCUGUCGUGUGUGGACCGAGCUGAGAGAAACUCACGAGCCCUCAGCCUGCAUAACUCCAUCACCAAGAUGCUGUCGGAAACCACAGACUCCACUGAUGAGGAGUGGCAGUCCAUAGCUGACCUGGCAACCGCCUGCCGCAGCAUCCUGGAGGCUUUGUCGCGAGAGGACCGCAAAGCCAGCGACUCAUCUCAAGCAGGAGCUGAUCAGACCGAUGGCAAGCAGAGAGAUUCGAAGGAUAGUGACUCUCCAGGCCACCUGGAGGAAAAGGUGUCGCAGCUGGAGGGGAUGCUGAAGAAGCUGCAGGACGACCUGCAAAAGGAGAAAGAGGACAAGGCAAUGCUGCAGGCCGAGGUGCAGAGCCUCCGGCAGAACAACCAGCGGCUGCAGGAGGAGUCGCAGAGCACAGUGGCCCGCCUCAUCAAGGUCACCGAGCUGCUGUGCAAUGUCAACAAGCCGUGUUAGCUCCCCUUGUUUGCACCCACAAACCCUGCACUCCUGCGCUCUGCACACUUAUUUGGUUCCUGUUUAGCUGUAAACACACACGACCACCACAGUCUGUCUGAGGCGAUGUUGGACAAUAAAAACCCUGGCAGAGAGAAAGAAAAAGGCGUCACGCACAGGCUGCAGCGUCGGUGUGCCGAUCAGGGGUGGAGAUUUGUGUGUUUCAAAUACUUGACAAACUCAGCUUAGUAGCACUUGUGUUUAGGCAGUAAAAACCGUAGUGGUUAAGACGGAGAGACACUUUAAAGCAUGUUUGGUGGUCUCAUAUCCAACUGACCGAAUCACACAUUGAUUAUAUCACGAGUAAUAGAUGUAAACUAUUUUCUGUGCCACUCUGACUGUGGAAGGAUGUAACCCAAGAGGGCGAAAAAAAUGGCAAAUGUUGAGCCUGAAGGCUGCCUUCUACUUCAGAUGAACUAAUGAUGCAAACUGACUGGCCCCUUACAGCAAGGUCUGUUAUGUAAGGACGUUAUUCUCCUCUUUACUCACUUCUCAGAAGUACUGUAUUCAGCAAACUAUCUUUUUAGGGAAAUUCAUAUGUGAACAAGAUCGAGGGGCUUAAACUGGAGUGAAAAGUGAACUGUUUCUUUUUUGUGUUUCUUUUUCCUGGAUGUAUCUUUGACAAACAGUGUAAAAAAGGGGGUAAACUGAAGAUAAAAAGUUUGUCAGGAAAGAAGUUCUUCAGCUUCCUCCUCCUGUAGCUCUUUAAGCCUCACUGUUGUAGCAGCCAUACUGUAGAAGAUCUGCUCCCAACGCCACCAAGGCAGCUUCAUUUACCGCUGGAAGAACAAAUGUGACGCCUUGUGAUGAGGUUUCAAAUCAUAUAUAAAAAUAAUCUUUCAAGUAAUGCGCGACUCUUGUUGAUUUUAUGUUUGGAAAGACCUGUGGCUCAUCAUAAACUAGUUUUGAACUCAGUCUGGAUCUUUAUCUGUCUAAUUUAAUUUGACUUUAAAUACUAAAGGGUUUAGUAGGAAUUUCAAAAUGAAUUUCUGAAAACAAACGUGAAAUUCAAGCAGUGAUUUAAUAAAGAUUCACCCCCAGUCCAAAUGAAAAUAAAAACUCAAAUUUUUGACCGAAUCUGAAAUCUUCCCCUACCUCUACAUUUAGCUCUCCAAACAGAGCGUUCUGGAGGAACAGCUUUCUCCCCUAUUCUAUAUUAAAGUAAAUAUUUCACAAACAAUCAAGACAUAUCUGUCAAUAACAUCAGUAUCAAUGAUGAGACAAAGACAAAUAUGAAAAUAAUAUCCACAAACAUAACUUAAAAAACAACCAAAAAAGGAUCUUUAUCAACAGUUUAAACAAAUCAAAAAAAUUAAAUAAUGUCUGGGCAUUCUUGUGUUUAAUACAAUGUAAAGUUUUGGAGUUUAAGAGUUUAAUAAUUCAAUUUUAUUUAUAUAGCCCAAAAUCACAAAGGAAAUUUGCCUCAUUGGGCUUCAACAAUCCGUUAAUGUCAGUGUUCACCUUUAAGGGUUUGCAAUUAUGUAUAAAAAUCUUUGAAAUCUUUGAAAUCACAAUCAAUUGUUAAUCAGAAAGUCCAAUUUUUUAUCAAUUAAUUAUAAUCUUAUUUUAAUAUCUCUCCAAUUUAAAGGGUUUAUGGUGAUAUAUAUAUAUUUUUUUUUAACCAAUUAUAAAAAGAAGACCAAAAAACUUUUACAUGAAUAUAUUCAUUGAAAAAGAUGCUCCACAAAGACUUUUGGGAAAUUCCUAGUGCACUAUAUAGUGAGUAGGGAAGGAAUUUGGGCAUUAAAGUCUUCAAAUUCAGAUGUUAUAACCACUUGAUGACGUCAUCAAUAGUUGCCAGUCAGAACGUUAGCACAGAGAUGCUAACGCUUGGAAAGACGUAACAAAAUUGGUUUAUAACUUUAAAAAGGUCAUGCUAAAGGGUACUUAAAUGUAAAUGUAAUCUUCAGUGCUAAGUGCCUCUCCUCCGUGGCACAGCACGAUGCAGCUCGCCCUACCGGCAGAGGGAUACAGAACUCCAAGUCCGUUCGCUCUACCCUUUAAAAAGUAUUUUGGAUACCCCUUCGAUUGGAGGGGUAGGGGAAGAAGUCAGAUUCGGCUUUAGAUGAAUAACCGACAAAUUUAAUGUUCUAAAUGCAAAAAAACUACUAAUGUUAGUUGUUAUCAUUUAUUGAACUCGAGAAUUAUCAAAAAAAAAAGAUAAGAAUGUACAAAUGAAGUUUAAACCUUUUUAAUCUCUUAAAAAGGUAAGUUUGUUUGAAUAAAAAUUAAAUCACUGUCAGGAAAGUUUGAAAGAAUAUGUUGUGUUAUGCAAAUGUUUCUUUGCAUAAAAUAGUUUCUUAAAUUAAAUAAAUAUGUAUUCAAAACAAAGUAUCAAGUCAAAUGCUUUCCAAUGAGCUGGAAAAAAGGUUUUUAAUAUUAUUGACCAAACAACUACAUGUAAUUUUUUAAUUAAACAGGAUUUAAUAAAAUUAAUAUUGAUGAGAAGCAAAUGCUUUAACAUAACACUAAUUCUACUAGUUUUUUAAAACGUAUUUGUGAGUUUGUGAUGAACAAAAGGAGCUUUAAGUGUCAAAUCAACGUGAGUCAUGCAAUAAAUCUAAUUACUUUUAUUUUUUUUAAUAACAAGGUUUAUUGCAUCUUUGUUUGGUGUUACAGAAUAAUUAACAAAUGAACUAACAGGUAAUGGAGUCCAGACUACUGUAUCUAAGUGUUUUAAUGUACGGCUCUGUCUUCAGUCAGUUGUUUCCUCUGGCCUAUAGGUGUGGUAGAGGUAGAUCAAAUACCAUUCCACCCUGUUGUGUAUUUUUUGUGACAGUACUGCACUUUUUCCUGGGUUUGGAUUCUUUCUUUUUUAUGCUAACUCAACAUGAGAAGGUGGAUUAGACCUCGUCCCCUCGACACCGCCUUACCUCGCCUCUCUGCAGGGACAGAGCGUGCUCAGAGGAGUCUGACUGCUUCUCCUCAGUGCCAACAACAACAAAAAAGCACGUGCAGCUCCGCUGAAUUUCCCACAAAACUAAAAACUGAACUUAUUCAAAGGGAUGCCAAACGUCACUCAGACUUUCUCCGUUUUUUCUUGUACAAAGUUUUCUCUUGUAACGUUCUUUUAGAGUCACUGUGAAUACCCGGUACCAGCAUAUCAAGAUACAGUAUAUACAGAUGAAAUUAUAAAUCCAAACUUUAUCGGUAUGUGAAGAUACUGUAUGUACAGCUGAACUGUUCCAUGUUAGUGCACUGGGUGUGUCCUCCUGUCGCAGAAUGAUUAUGCAGCUCCUCGUUUCAUGUCCUCCACAUCAUGGAGACCUCCUCUUCAUUUCAACAGGUUAGUGUCAGAAAACCUGUUUGACUGUGUCUUGUAUAUUUAUUAGAUUGUAGGAGGUUGGUUGAGCAUGAAAGCGUGCCCAGCAACUUCCAUCCUCCCUUCCCUUCUCUCUGUACCUGUGCGUGUAUAAAAACAAAAAAGAAAAUGUAACUUAUUAAUCACACAAAUGUGUUGUAGCUGUUUGAACAGGUGAAGAUGAAAAUGUGAAACAGAAUGAGGAGGGAAGACGGACUCGGUUAGAAAAUCUGCUUCUUUUGUUUUAGUGACGGCUAAAAGGACGCCUGAAAUUUAAUGUAACUGAAGAUCCUAUAUUCUAACAUUAAGCUGUCUCAGCUACAACUCUCUGGUAGUCGAUGAGGUCUUAUGACGCCAUUAGCUAUGCCUUAAUGAGUAAAUCUUUCAGAAUGGAUGGUGGAACCGCAUACUGGCUGUAUGUAAAGGCUCAUUUCUCUGACUUUGUGCCUACCUGAAAAUGUAAUGUAUGUCAACCCAGCUUAGUGAUUUCAUUUCUUUGCCUUUGGUUGCACUAACUGAGGUUUUAUUGUUGUGAAUAUUUGGCAGCAGAUGAGGGGUUUUCACAAGAGGCCAUGGCAACAGCUGGUCUUUUAUCUGCUGGGCGCCGGAAAGUCAUGGAGUGCCACGUGAUCUGAAGAUCAGAGAGUGACAAUAGAUGUGUGUUGUUAAUCUUAAGCAUGACUGAAGGUUCAUGGUUUAUCGAGUACCACGGAUUGUCAAGAGAACCAACAAAUAUAUGAUUUUUAAAAGAGAAUUAAAAAGGAAAUGGUGCGUGAAA
This is a messenger RNA of Oryzias melastigma (Indian medaka), 8706 nucleotides long. RefSeq names its product signal-induced proliferation-associated 1-like protein 2. NCBI's taxonomy places the organism in Eukaryota, Metazoa, Chordata, Actinopteri, Beloniformes, Adrianichthyidae. Gene Ontology annotation, molecular function: GTPase activator activity. Gene Ontology annotation, cellular component: cytoplasm; plasma membrane; Golgi apparatus. Gene Ontology annotation, biological process: epithelial cell morphogenesis; activation of GTPase activity; regulation of small GTPase mediated signal transduction. The transcript is spliced from 17 exons. Bases 803 to 4588 code for a protein of 1261 amino acids. The record is from RefSeq and is a predicted model, not a curated record.